Notechis scutatus (mainland tiger snake) is the source of this 3468-nucleotide messenger RNA. It is a transcript of the gene NLGN3, whose product is annotated as neuroligin 3. Lineage: Eukaryota; Metazoa; Chordata; Lepidosauria; Squamata; Elapidae. Gene Ontology annotation, molecular function: neurexin family protein binding. The record is from RefSeq and is a predicted model, not a curated record. Gene Ontology annotation, cellular component: membrane.
UUGAGGCCUGCUGUCCAGCGCUGCUCUCCCCAGACCAUGUGGCGGUCCUUGUACCGGUGCCCACUCCUCCCGCCCUUCUCGCAAGUGACCAAGGGGGCAGCCGGGUGGGGCACACACCUGGCCCUCUGGAUCCUGGGCCUCGCCUCGGCCGUGGUGCGGAUGGAGAGCCAGGCCUACUCGCCCACCGUCAACACUCACUACGGGAAGCUCCGUGGGGUACGGGUGCCCCUGCCCAGCGAGAUCCUGGGGCCCGUGGACCAGUACCUGGGGGUGCCCUACGCCGCACCUCCCGUCGGGGACAAGCGGUUCCUGCCCCCCGAGCCUCCCCCAUCCUGGUCGGGGAUCCGGAAUGCCACUCACUUCCCCCCAGUGUGCCCACAGAACAUCCACACCGCUGUGCCGGAGAUUAUGCUCCCUAUCUGGUUCACCGCCAACCUCGACAUUGUGGCCACCUACAUCCAGGACCCCAACGAAGACUGUCUGUACCUCAACAUCUACAUCCCCACCGAGGAUGGCUCCAGCGCUAAGAAACAGGGCGAGGACUUAGCGGAUAAUGACGGGGAUGAAGACGAAGACAUCCGAGACAGCGGGGCCAAGCCGGUGAUGGUCUACAUCCAUGGGGGCUCCUACAUGGAAGGCACAGGGAACAUGAUUGACGGCAGCGUGCUGGCCAGCUACGGCAACGUCAUUGUCAUCACUCUCAACUACCGUGUGGGCGUCCUGGGGUUCCUGAGCACCGGCGACCAGGCGGCCAAAGGCAACUAUGGGCUCUUGGACCAGAUCCAGGCGCUGCGCUGGAUCAGCGAGAACAUCGCCUUCUUUGGCGGAGACCCUUUGCGCAUCACCGUCUUUGGGUCGGGCAUCGGGGCUUCCUGCGUCAGCCUGCUCACCCUGUCGCACCACUCCGAAGGUCUCUUCCAGAGAGCCAUCAUCCAGAGCGGCUCCGCUCUGUCCAGUUGGGCAGUCAACUACCAGCCGGUGAAGUACACCAGUUUGCUGGCUGACAAAGUGGGCUGCAAUGUUCUCGACACGGUGGACAUGGUGGACUGCCUGAGGCAGAAGACUGCCAAGGAACUGGUGGAGCAGGACAUCCAGCCAGCACGCUACCACGUGGCCUUUGGGCCAGUCAUCGAUGGGGACGUCAUCCCAGACGACCCAGAGAUCUUGAUGGAGCAGGGAGAGUUUCUCAACUAUGACAUCAUGCUCGGUGUCAACCAGGGUGAGGGACUGAAGUUUGUGGAGGGGGUCGUGGACCCGGAGGAUGGUGUUUCAGGCAGCGAUUUUGAUUAUUCUGUCUCCAAUUUUGUGGACAACCUGUACGGCUACCCAGAGGGUAAGGACACCCUGCGCGAGACCAUCAAGUUCAUGUACACAGACUGGGCUGACCGGGACAACCCGGAAACACGGCGCAAGACCCUGGUGGCCCUCUUCACGGACCACCAGUGGGUGGAGCCAUCAGUGGUGACUGCCGACCUUCACGCUCGCUAUGGGUCCCCCACCUAUUUCUACGCUUUUUAUCACCACUGCCAGAGCCUCAUGAAGCCACCCUGGUCUGAUGCGGCCCACGGGGAUGAGGUGCCUUACGUCUUUGGGAUCCCCAUGAUUGGCCCCACCGACCUCUUUCCCUGCAACUUCUCCAAGAACGACAUCAUGCUCAGUGCCGUGGUUAUGACCUACUGGACCAACUUUGCCAAGACCGGGGACCCUAACAAACCAGUGCCCCAGGACACCAAGUUCAUCCACACCAAGGCCAAUCGGUUUGAGGAAGUGGCCUGGUCCAAGUACAACCCUCGAGAUCAGCUCUACCUGCACAUUGGCCUCAAGCCUCGGGUGCGCGACCACUACCGUGCCACAAAGGUUGCCUUCUGGAAGCAUCUGGUUCCACAUCUGUACAACCUGCACGACAUGUUCCACUACACCUCCACCACCACGAAGGUGCCGCCACCUGACACCACCCAGAAUUCCCACAUGGCGCGCCGUCCCAAUGGGAAGGCCUGGAGCACCAAACGGCCGGCCAUCUCCACCGCCUACACCAGCGAGGGCUCGCAGGAGAAGUGGAACCCCGAGCAAGACGGGGCAGGCACGCUCCUGGUGGAGAACCCCCGAGAUUACUCCACCGAGCUGAGCGUCACGAUUGCCGUGGGGGCCUCGCUCCUCUUCCUCAACGUUCUGGCCUUUGCAGCCCUCUACUACCGGAAGGACAAGCGACGGCAGGACACCCACCGCCAGCCCAGCCCGCAGCAUGCCCCCGCCACCAAUGAUAUCGGGCACACCCCAGAAGAAGAGAUUCCCUCUCUGCAGACCAACCAGUCCCACCACGGAGACUGCGAGGCCGUGCCGACCCACGACGCCCUCCGCCUCUCUGCCUUGCCCGACUACACGCUCACGUUGCGCCGCUCACCCGACGACAUUCCACUCAUGACGCCCAACACCAUCACCAUGAUCCCCAACUCCUUGGUGGGGCUGCAGACCCUGCACCCCUACAACACCUUUGCUGCCAGCUUUAGCAGUACUGGGCUCCCUCACUCACACUCCACCACCCGGGUAUAGCCGCCAUGCACACGCUCCACCUCACUGGACCUUGGGCUAUGGGGCCAGGCAUGGCAACUCUCUUGGCUCGUAGUAACAAGUGCUUUGCUCGCCUCAUCUCAAGAGCAGCUGAGGCUUCAUGGAGUCCGGCAGAGAAGGCGAGCCCCCCCCCACCCCCACCCCGGGGCUGCCCUGAGCUGAGUAAACCCUUUGUGCUCCCAGGUCCAGCUGGCACUGCCGAGGAAGCCCAGGACAGCCCCUUGCCUCCUGGAACAACCGUGGGGGGCUCCGCCUGGGCACCUCCUAGUGGGCACUCUUGGAACAGAGCUGUGCCAGUCUCUCUCUACCAACCUAGAGCCAUGGAGAACGGCUCCCACAAGCUUAGCUGCCACCUUGUGGCUGGAGAUGGCUGGCACUUCCUGGGGCUCUUGGACAGGUGCCAUUUGGGGGUGGGGGUGUUUCUAAGCCCCGUAGUGGGUCCUGGAUCCCCUGGCCUUGAUGCUGGGCCUAGCAGGUACCGCCUGGUACCCUGGCUCCAUAUCACACUUUUCAUGUUGCGGAGAUACCGUCUGUCUGUCUGUUUCUUUCCGAAAGACGUUUUUUAAGCAGAUCUUUAGUUCUUUAAACACUAACGGAGACACCGUGUUUUGUCCUUUGUAAAGAUUUUAAACUAAGUGUUCUUGAUACAGCCAAUUAGACCCACACGUCACCCAGGCGAGCACAGCCACCCCCCCCUCCUCCUCUAGCUGCAUCUGUGCCAAACUAUGAAACCAGCAGGCUUCCCUGGGGUGGGCAGUGGCACAGAGUAGACCACGAGGCCAUUUUGUAUUUUUGAUAUGCCCUUCCUAGCCAUAGUGUCCAGUGGCCCAUCCAUGCUCCUCCCCCUGCCCUCUGCCACGUCGGGUGCCUCCGCUUCAGGCUUCUCCCCCGCCUUUCUUG